UCCGCCAAAGUUUUCCCAACUAAAUUUAGUUCUUGAAACGACAGUGCGUUAAAAUGUGUAAAGUUUUAAAAAUUGCAAUUUUGUACACAAUUUUAAUUCUUCCAAAUGUCUACAGUUUGCAUUGUUACAUAUCCGAUUUUGAAAAUUUUUAUUCAGGAGAUUUAAGUGAACUAAAACACACAUUAAGAAAUUGCAACAUUUACAAUAACAUCACCAAACAUGUGAAACACGAGCUGGAAAUACCGGAAAAAAGUGUGAUAAAUUGUUAUACAGUGGAGAUUACGAGAGACGUCAUAAUUAAGGGAUGCGUCCAAAGUGGUGGUUGCACCUUUCUAGUCGACAUUUUGAAAAACACCGUACAAGAAAACAACAAUUUUGAUUUAAUUUCACCAAGUGGAAAAAUCGAAUGUGUGGAAUGUGGUACAAAUAGUUGUAAUAAUGUGAACAAAAACACAGUACCAUCAACGACCCCCGCCGCCCUUACAGUCCGAAGUGAGACCUCCUUGAAAUGUUAUCACUGUUUGGAACCAUGCGAAUUAACAAAAGCACGUGAAAAAAUUUGCGGUGAAAAUAUCGGACCGUCGUAUGAGGCUGUUUGCACGAAUGAAAUUUCCAAAACCACCAACAAUCCAGAUUUUGCAAUCAGGAAAUGCCAAAUUAUUAGAAAAAAUUACGAGCCUCCAUGCCCAAAUUCCUCAGUAUGUAGUUUUUGUAAAAGUGAUAUGUGCACGACAUCGGGUGGGAGUGUAGCUAAAACGGCUUUUGUUACCUUUGGUCUGAUUUAUUUAGGCACAAGUUUACUUCCUUUUUAGAAAAUUUCAAAAAAUAAAGAAUUUAUUUUUCUA
Molecule: messenger RNA, 845 nt
Organism: Tribolium madens (black flour beetle)
Lineage: Eukaryota; Metazoa; Arthropoda; Insecta; Coleoptera; Tenebrionidae
Exons: 5
Coding region: 54-812 (252 amino acids)
Source: RefSeq, a predicted model, not a curated record